GGAAACUUUACAGUGUCGCGCCCAUUUGGUGGUUGCUAGGUAAACCUACCUGACAGCUCCGCCAUCGCCGAUUCGUGUCCACCAGCACGAGGUGGCAGUUGCCUGAGAAUUAAAUCAUGGCUGGACAAAUAUCAGAAUCAGAUCAGAUCAAGCAGUUUAAGGAAUUUCUUGGAACAUACAACAAACUAACAGAAACCUGCUUCCUAGAUUGUGUGAAAGAUUUCACUAGCCGAGAAGUCAAACCGGAAGAAAUGACUUGUUCAGAACACUGUUUACAGAAGUAUUUAAAAAUGACCCAGAGGAUAUCUAUGAGAUUUCAGGAGUACCAUAUUCAGCAGAAUGAAGCAUUGGCUGCCAAAGCAGGACUUCUCAGCCAGCCCCGCUAGGAAACUGCAGAUUGUCCACAUGAAGGAAUGCCAGCAUUGAUGGCACUGCAUGUGAGGCGGGCCUUGGUGUCUAGCGCUACUCCAGCAACACCUACCACCAGCUCAGAAUGGAAGAACUUAAAGAAUGAUCCAACUGUCUCAAAUUAUCUGGUCCACAGUUGGGACUGACAACAGCCAUGGAGCUGAUGGAGCUUUUUUCCAAGAUUGUCUUUUAAUGUGUGCAAGAAUAAUGUUGAUUCCAUCUUUUCUGAAAAGAUGGAUUGGUUCUACAUGUUAUUAGGUUACAGAUAAGGAAAGAACACACACUUUAUUUUUUGUUCCCAGUACAAUGAUUGUUCAUUUUAAAACACAAGUGUGUUGUCCAAAAUUUUAUGCAAAAGCAUCUAAAACAAGGUUUAUUUUUUAUUUAAUCAAAGUAAAACAGGUAAGAACUACUGUU
Candoia aspera is the source of this 825-nucleotide messenger RNA. RefSeq names its product translocase of inner mitochondrial membrane 9 (gene TIMM9). Bases 117 to 386 code for a protein of 89 amino acids. The transcript is spliced from 4 exons. The record is from RefSeq and is a predicted model, not a curated record. Lineage: Eukaryota; Metazoa; Chordata; Lepidosauria; Squamata; Candoiidae.